UUGUUUACCCUAACACGUCACACUCAGUAGCAUGGUAUAAGAGCUUAAUGGUAGGGACACUCCUAUCCCUGAAAAGUGUCGUCGUUUUCAGGAAUGUAGUUGGCGCUGCUAAACAACGUAGUCGAGAUUGUUAGGGAGAAAAUAGCUUAGUCUUCCAACCAACACUUCAAUUCCAUCUUCAACAUGAAUGUUUUCAAAACUAUGUUCGUGAUCUGCGCUGUGCUCGGUGUGUCUGCCUCCUGCUCAAACUCGUACACGUCGCAAUCUUCCCCUGGCCAGGGAUUGCAGGCUGAUGAGAACAGCGCUGGUCACGGCGGAAUGACCAGUGAAAUGUCAUCAUUCGCCAGCCAAAUUCAACAAGCAAUGACGAACAGCCAAUUGUUAUCAGCUGACCAGCCGGAAGCAAGUCCAGUCGUUGGACAACAGAGACCUGGAGCCAUGUUUGCUCCUGCUGCUCCAACAACUACUCAAUAUCUGUGUUCUUGCAUCACCAUUAACCCAGUAGCAUCAGUUCAUCAUGCCCCAGCAUCGACCGAUUCGUUUAACUCCGGCGAAGCUUCCGCUGCUCAGUCUGCUCCUGUCCAUUCCUGUUCUUCCGGGUCGGCCGGCCCCCAUAGCAGUGACGAUUGUCCUCAUCAACAUACUGCCCAAUCAUCGCCAGCACAAGAACAGUAUGCUGCGAAUAAUGGAGGCUAUUAAGAUGUUUAUUUUGAGAUCCCGACAUUUAAGUUUGUAGCGUCCCUGUUUUUUAUCUUUGUACUUUUCUAUACGAUUACCAUAAUAAAUUUAUACCUUUAACAUU
Daphnia magna is the source of this 802-nucleotide messenger RNA. RefSeq lists its product as uncharacterized. The coding region runs from base 184 to 699 and encodes 171 amino acids. The transcript has 4 exons. NCBI's taxonomy places the organism in Eukaryota, Metazoa, Arthropoda, Branchiopoda, Diplostraca, Daphniidae. The record is from RefSeq and is a predicted model, not a curated record.